UUGUUUUUUUAAUUUGCCGAUCGCACGCAUGUAAAUGCAUUAAGAAAAAGAUGGAGGAAAUUUGAUCAUUAAGUUAUAUAUAACAACAGUAUCAAAGUACAUAUCUGACACAUAUUUAGAUAACGAUAUGAAUGACGAGUCUGAUUCACCGGCUACCGAAGGUACAAAGAUCUCUUGAGAAAGAAUGGCAGAUGCCGCUAAAACAACACCAAAUUCCUCCGAUGGUCCUCGUCUUGAGGUGUUGGACAGAGUGAAAAACAUUCCGGUAGUCCAUUCAGCGAUCGAAAAGACGGGAGCUACUUAUUCUUGUGUUAAAGAUUCUCAUCAUUUGGUAAAUUGGGCGUUGAAUCAAGCCGAAGCAGGGCUGCAUUAUGCGACCGCCACGGCUGCGCCGCUUGCUGCACCCUUGGCCAAGAAAUUCGAAGGACAAAUCAAUGCUGUUGACCAGAAACUAUGCGAAGGAUUGAACAUAGUCGAACAAAAAGUUCCGAUUGUAAAGAAACCGCCUCAACAGAUAUACGACGCCGCCAAAGCGGUUAUGAGCAGCUCUCUACAGCCGACCAUCGAAAAACUUAAUACAGCAAAAGAAUCAGCUACGCAGCAAGCAUCUACGUUAAAAGAGAUCAGUAUAACUAAAGCGAAUGAACUUCUAAAUACACAAUAUGGUAACAUGGCUGUACAAGGCGUUGACAACACCAGUACACUUGUCAAUCGUUUAUUGGAUCAUUAUUUCCCACCGGUGGAAGGAGAAGAGAAUGCACCACACCCCAUCUCCGCGGAUGAGAACAAAGUUCUUCAUGCAGUGCAAACGAUUGGGCAACUCUCAACGAAAACUGCUAAUCGCGUUUAUCAUUCGGUUGCCGCUCAAUUGAAAACAAUAAAAAAGGAGGAUGUAGCGACGUACAUAUCCAGCGUAGUGUCCAUUCUCCAUUUCACACAAUACUUACACCCUGAACAGAGACAAACAGAUAAUGAGACAACUAGUUCGACAGAGAAUAAAGAUGAGGAGAAAAAAUAAACCGAAAGACCCUUUAUUUAUUCAAUACGUUCAUUCGCGUCCAAAUUGAUACAUAAUUUAAUUAAUUUG
Trachymyrmex septentrionalis is the source of this 1087-nucleotide messenger RNA. Its product is annotated as lipid storage droplets surface-binding protein 2-like. The record is from RefSeq and is a predicted model, not a curated record. The coding region runs from base 185 to 1018 and encodes 277 amino acids. NCBI's taxonomy places the organism in Eukaryota, Metazoa, Arthropoda, Insecta, Hymenoptera, Formicidae. Gene Ontology annotation, cellular component: cytosol; lipid droplet. Gene Ontology annotation, biological process: positive regulation of triglyceride storage; lipid storage. The transcript has 4 exons.